UUCUUUUUAAUGUAAACUUAUUUACAUUAAAUGUUGUAUUCUGUUCGGGAAAUCCAGGUGUAAUUAUGGACAUUUGUGUUCCAUCAUUUCCUUCAUUUUUUGCGCCUCUUUUUUCACUUGAUCCAGUUUCGCUUAAUUUUAUUAAAUUUGUUAUUAUUUUUAUUACUUAUACAGUCAAGCCUGAUCUAAAACAACAAAUAGGCCAUUGUAUGGUACAAUACUGA
Messenger RNA from Meloidogyne enterolobii, 224 nucleotides. NCBI's taxonomy places the organism in Eukaryota, Metazoa, Nematoda, Chromadorea, Rhabditida, Meloidogynidae. The record is from the annotation of a GenBank genome assembly.